Messenger RNA from Spodoptera litura, 1954 nucleotides. RefSeq names its product proton-coupled amino acid transporter-like protein acs. Gene Ontology annotation, biological process: amino acid transmembrane transport. Gene Ontology annotation, molecular function: L-amino acid transmembrane transporter activity. Lineage: Eukaryota; Metazoa; Arthropoda; Insecta; Lepidoptera; Noctuidae. The record is from RefSeq and is a predicted model, not a curated record. Gene Ontology annotation, cellular component: vacuolar membrane.
CAUUUAUUAAUAACAUUUUGCGUUGGACAACAAAAUUGUUUCAUAAACGCCUUAUGGGUAUUACAUAAAAGAAAAUGGCCGGUAAUAUUUACGUUCUUCAGUACUUUACGUAAACAUAACGCGCGCUUUCACUAUUUAAAUUUGUUCAGAUUGAGCCACUUUUCACAAGUCUAUUAUUAGGUCGGGAAAUUAAACUAACACAAAAAAGCAGAGCGCACUGGUCUCGGAAACUAUUCCCGUAACACACAAUCAAUCGCCAAAAUGAGCAAGUCACAAGACAGCCACAACUCCGAAACGGUGCAUCUCCAGCCCGUGGGCGAGGCCGCUCAGCCAGGGUCCAAGGAGUGCGAAUCCGACUACGACCCGCACGAGCAUCGCCAACUGUCGAACCCAACGAACAACUGGGAGACACUGGUGCAUCUUCUGAAAUGCAGUUUGGGCACCGGAAUCUUGGCGAUGCCGCAAGCAUUCGCUCGCGCCGGCUUAGUCACCGGCGUGCUGGCGACCAUCAUCGUCGGCGCCUUAGUGACACACUGCCUCCACGUGCUGGUUCGAUCGCAGUACGCGGCAUGCCGACGCCUGAGAGUUCCGCUUCUUACCUACCCCCAGUCUAUGUCGGCGGCUCUCGAAGCAGGGCCGCCACCACUGCGCCGCUUCGCCGGUUCGCUCGCUACCACCGUCGACAUCUUCCUGGUCGUUUACCAGCUCGGGAUAUGUUGCGUCUACAUCGUCUUCAUCGCUGAUAACAUAAAAAAGAUGGUCGACCCGUAUUAUUCGAUGGCAGUCGAAUUCCACAUGCUUAUAAUCCUGGGCCCACUGAUCGCCUUCAACCUGAUCCCGAGUCUGAAGCUGCUGGCUCCAUUCUCGGCGCUGGCGAACGUGCUCACAUUCGUGGGAUUGGGAAUAGUGGUUUACUACCUGCUCACUAACAAGAAGUCCUCCGCGCCACUGGACCUGUGGGGCUCACUUUCUACCUUCCCGCUCUUCUUUGGGACCAUCUUGUUUGCACUGACAGCAGUUGGAGUGGUCAUUGCCCUGGAGAACAACAUGGCCACUCCGAAGGCGUUCGGCAGGCCGUGCGGCGUGCUGAACAGUGGCAUGCUGGUGAUAGUGCUGCUGUACGUGGCGGUGGGCGCGCUCGGCUACGUGUUCUGCGUGUCCGAGUGCAGCGACUCCGUCACGCUGGAUCUGCCGCAGGGACCGCUGGCGACGAGUGUGAUCGCGAUGUUCGCGGUGGCCAUCUUCAUCAGCUACGGGCUGCACUGCUACGUGCCGGUGGAGGUGGUGUGGCGCGGCUACCUGCUGCCGCGCUUGCAGCGCUCGGGGGCGCCGCCCGCGCGCCUGCGCCUCGCCGAGUACGGGCUGCGCGUGGGGCUGUGCUUGCUAACCUUUGUGCUGGCCGUGGCGGUACCUCGGCUGGGCCUGUUCAUCUCUCUAUUUGGGGCGCUGUGUUUGUCUGCGCUGGGCAUCUGCUUCCCGGCGCUGAUGGAGAUGUGUGUGUCGUUCCCGGACAAGUUCGGGCCGGGCCGCAUGCGCCUGGUCAAAGAUGUGGCGCUGUUCAUAGUGGGAGUGGUGGGCCUCGUAGCCGGCACGUACACGGCGCUCGUCGGCAUCGUGCGCUCCUUCAUGCCGGCGGAGGCGCCGCCACUGCACGCCUAGUCUGCGCGUCCUACGCUAUGUUCCACGGACACUCUCAUACAUUGCUCCAGUCAUCAGACUUGUACAAGUAGUCGACACACAUUGUAAUUGCUUCAUGCAGGUUUAUAAGAGGAGUGUUCUUCUAGUAUAAGAUUACACCACGACAGCAUUUAGAUGAUAAGUUAAAAUGGCAGGUAACCUGCAGCAGUACGUAGCCACGUGUAUGAUUCAACAAGCUGUUUCUUUGAUUAAUUAUAAUUUUAUAUAAUUAAUUGAAUUUAAUUGUUAUUUCUUGUAUUUAUAGCAAUUGUACCUG